UUCUUAAAUAUAUUCUAGAGUUGUUCUGGUUCCCAAAGCUUUCACACCUCCUCACACUAAUGAUUUAAUGGGAUUUACUCCCAAAGCAGAAAUUAAAAGUGUCUUCUUGAUUGUCUUUGGUGUUGUUCUUCCAGCUCUCAGUGACUCCUGUCUGUGCCAGUGUGCCAACCUGCCAGGGGUGAAGAUGCUGCGCUCCAACGCAGAGGGAGCGUCCCUGAAAGGCUGCAACUCUGAGGACCCAUCAGGCCUUCAAGCUAAUCUGGAAGGUGCCACCCUGAAAGGAGUGGCCAUGGAGGGCAGUCAGAUGACUGGAAUUAACCUCCGAGUUGCAACGCUGAGAAACACCAAACUAAAGAACUGUAACCUCAGGGGAGCAACGUUGGCAGGAACUGAUUUGGAAAAUUGUGACCUAUCAGGUUGUGACCUCCAGGAAGCCAAUUUGAGGGGCUCUGAUGUGAAAGGAGCCAUCUCUGAAGAGAUGCUGACCCCCCUGCACAUGUCCCAGAGCGUCAGAUAGGGAAGAGAAGACGUCGAAGAGGAAGGAAUCCAAACAUUUCUUGUGACUUUCUUCACCUCCUCCCCUUCCUGAGUUAGAAGGAAUGGUUAUUAGACAACUUCCAUUUGCAGUAGUGCCUUAGUAGACUCUUUCUGAUCACUUUUGGGGAGGGAAUUUUUGUUUCAGAGGUGGAAAGAGAGAAUUUCUCCCGGUGUGAAGAGAGUGAGGAAGUGGGCUGGUGGUGAAACCAGAAAGUGGGGCUGGUUUGGGGGGGAGGGUUCAAGACUUUCAUUGUUUAGCAUUGCCUGACUUUGGAAUGCAUUUUAAUUUCUAAAGCACAAUAUAUGCAAUUCUAUUUGUUAAGUCUGUAGCUG
Pseudopipra pipra is the source of this 870-nucleotide messenger RNA. RefSeq names its product BTB/POZ domain-containing protein KCTD9-like. NCBI's taxonomy places the organism in Eukaryota, Metazoa, Chordata, Aves, Passeriformes, Pipridae. The record is from RefSeq and is a predicted model, not a curated record. Bases 68 to 517 code for a protein of 149 amino acids. The transcript is spliced from 3 exons.